Messenger RNA from Aspergillus melleus, 1119 nucleotides. RefSeq lists its product as uncharacterized. The transcript has 2 exons. Gene Ontology annotation, molecular function: protein binding. The record is from RefSeq and is a predicted model, not a curated record. The coding region runs from base 1 to 1119 and encodes 372 amino acids. Lineage: Eukaryota; Fungi; Ascomycota; Eurotiomycetes; Eurotiales; Aspergillaceae.
AUGACUUCAAUCUUCAACCUUCCCCUUGAGAUGCUUUGGCAAUGUAUGGAUUAUAUGGAUCCAACAGGUCUCAGUCGAUUUGCGCGAACGUGCCAGGGUGCUCACCACUGUUCACGAGAGAAGUUGAGGCAGACAGCAAAAACAUACGCUCUCCCAUCCCAGGAUGUCUAUGAUGAAUAUCUGACGAAGGAGCAGGAUGGUAGAUACUAUGCACAUAUCUUUGGCGACCAAGAGAAUCCUCCCCGGGAACCCAUGGCCCAAACGAUCAUAGAUGGGCGGGUUGAUGCCCUGAAAGGAUUCCUCGAUGCCGGCGUAAGUCCCGAUUCCUACACCAUCAGUGGACAUCGAAUGCUCAGCGUGGCGAUUAUGCAUGAUCAAGUUGACUGCGCCAACCUUCUUCUGCAGUACCAGGCGAAUCCUCGCCUACCAGACCUCACCGGCAACAUCGACGUGGAAUGCAGGGUACCGUUCUACCAUGCGGCAGCCAGUUGCGGGAUGGGAGGCGAGGUGAUAUACUCUUUGAUUGAGGUCGGAGUCAAGAUCCCCUCCAUGAACGUCUUCCGCUUGAUCCGAAAUCGUCCCGAUGCUCUAGAUAUCUUGUCCUAUGCCGUUGAGUACGGGACGGAUCUUGGGAGUCUUACUGGACGGGACGGAUCGACAAUACUGCACAAUGCCAUUUACGAUUGGAUGGAGUUCUAUCCCUUCGUGCAGGAGGACGGGCGGCGAGUUUCCAAGCCCUUAGUAGGAGACCCUGAACUGAUAGAAUACAUCGUGAUCAACUAUCCGGAGCUUAUUGAUGAACAGAACCUCAUUGGCCAAACGGCUCUCCACAAAGCUUUGUGCUAUACCAAAAACAACCCCGGGAUUGCCGAGCAGUUGAUCGAACUGGAAUGUGCGGUUGGCAUUCCGGACGGAUGGGGUCGUCAGGAGUUACACUAUGCAGUCCAGCAACUCCAGGGCGAUGCCGAGAUUGUGCGUGCUCUGUGUAGGAGGUCAGAGGUCGACGUCAACGCAAUUGCCAACAUCAUUCCGUACGGGAGAGUGGAGCCUUUGCGAAUGGCGGUUUAUAAUGACUUACAAUCAAAUCUCGAGGUUGGCGUACACAUGUAUGGCAAGUGA